AUGAGAAAUUUCGUGGAAGAGUUUAUUACUCCCAUCGUCAAGGCAAGUAAAGGAAAGGAAGAACUAUCAUUCUUCUCUAUUCCUGAAUAUAAUGAGUGGAGAAACAAUACAGAAAACUGGAAAACGUUCAAGAUCAAGUACUACAAAGGAUUGGGUACUUCAACCUCGAAAGAGGCAAAGGAGUACUUCUCCGACAUGGUACGCCAUCGUAUCCGCUUCAAGUAUGGUGGAGCAGAAGACGAUACCGCGGUCGAUAUGGCGUUUUCCAAGAAGAAGAUUGAGGAGCGAAAGGAUUGGCUGACAAAAUGGAUGGCAGAGAAGAAAGAACGUCGUACUAGAGGACUGGAAGAAGAUCUUGUUGAUGGCUUCAAACCUGGUCAGAGAAAGGUCAUUUUCGCGUGCUUCAAGCGUGCUGACAAGCGCGAAGUGAAAGUUGCCCAACUGGCCGGAGCUGUUGGUGAACUGUCCGCCUACCAUCAUGGAGAAGCAUCGCUGAUGGGUACCAUUAUCAACUUGGCCCAGGAUUUUGUUGGAUCGAACAACAUAAACUUACUGCUUCCCAUUGGUCAGUUUGGUACACGAUUACAAGGAGGAAAGGACAGUGCCUCUCCUCGUUAUAUUUUCACGCAGCUCAAUCCUGUCUCUCGAACAAUUUUCCCCGUGUUCGAUGACCAUAUCCUUCGCUUCCUCUUUGAGGAAAAUCAGAGAAUUGAACCUGAGUGGUAUUGCCCCAUCAUACCAAUGGUAUUGGUCAAUGGAGCUUCAGGUAUUGGUACGGGAUGGUCGACAUCCAUACCCAACUACAAUCCUAGGGAGAUCUGUGAAAAUAUUCGUAAACUAAUCAGAGGAGAGCAGCCGAAGCCAAUGGUCCCAUGGUUCAAAGGUUUCCGCGGUACCAUCGAGAAGCUUGAUUCAACCAGAUUUGUGUGCUCUGGUGAAGUUGCUGUGCUUGGCGAUGACGUCAUUGAAAUCACAGAGCUUCCCAUCAAAACUUGGACCCAGACUUAUAAAGAAUCUGUCCUGGAGCCUAUGCUUGACUCUAGUGAUAAGAAGACA
Molecule: messenger RNA, 1056 nt
Organism: Cylicostephanus goldi
Lineage: Eukaryota; Metazoa; Nematoda; Chromadorea; Rhabditida; Strongylidae
Source: the annotation of a GenBank genome assembly